GGUUGCCAUAUGUGAAACCACAACCUUUACUUUACACUUCUGGUGCUAAUUGGGAAUAUCAACCUGACCCAUCUUUGGAGCAGAUCUUGCGAAGAGAGCUUAAAAAUCAUUAUGAAAAUUUUAUUUUAGGGCGUUUUGACAAAUUGAAUCUUCCGUUAUAUCUAUUCCUUUCUGGAGCUGGUACCGGAAAAUCUCGAAACGCUAAUGAAUUCCACCAGACGGCAAUCACAUGUUUGUCAGCUCAAGAAGAUGAGGAGCUGUUGACUAGGAUUAAAGAAGCUUGGGUAUUCCAUGUCACCUAUGAGAAUGGCUUUGACUUACGAGAAGAUGAAUCUCGCCCUUAUCAUGCCAUUGGUACCCGUAUGCUAUUUCAACUUCUCAGAGAGAAAAUGACGCUUAAUAAAAUUAUCGAGACAUACGAGCCACCAGAUCCGUUGGAUGUUGUGACAUUGAUUGCCAAACAUUAUAAUCAAGACUUGAAAAACGUUAGUCAUUUUGAUCUUGCAUUUAGUGGCACUUUUGUGAUACCUGUUUGUACCUCAACUAUCACUGGGCCGAUUGAUGCUGUGUUGAGAUAUUCUCAGCGGAAACGUAUAUACCUACCGGUCACUUCUCUACAACCCCCGAGCUAUCGACAAGUAGAUGGUUCGGUCCCGGUCUUUAAAGAUGAUGAGAUUACUAAUAUUCUUGUGGAAGACUGUGGAGGGCAUGGAAGAGCACUAGAAGUUCUAAAUGAUUGCUUGGCCGGUCGUGACGUUGAAGAAUGCAACGUCAAUACCUUGAUGAACGAUCUGCGUUCUGAACUUACUGAAAAAUACCGUGAUGCUAUUUUUCAUUCCGCGGAAGAUGCCAGGCCCAUUGCGCGAGCAACAUUGACUCGACGUAUUUUAAAUAGAUAUAAGCCUGUUCCUAAAACUGACAAAACACCAGAUGAAUAUGCUGGGGGUGGGUUAAUUCGAUUCGAACAAAUAGAAAAUAGUUCAAAGGGAUACCUCGUUGCGCCGUACAUCUGGCUCUGGAUAUUUGUAGAGAUAUCUCAACAACUUGGAGAUCCAAUACUUCGAGAUUGGGAGUUCACUGAUUAUGGGGAGCAAAGAGCACUCUUUAAUCCAGUAACAUCAUUACAGGCGAAGUCAUGGCAGAGUUUUGAAAAAUUUGUCGCAUCAUUUCGUUGUAUAAAGUCAGCCGUGAUUGAUGAAGAUGAGCUAGUAACGAUCUCAGAUGUACACGCGGGAGCACGUUUGAAUG
Molecule: messenger RNA, 1248 nt
Organism: Acaulospora colombiana
Lineage: Eukaryota; Fungi; Glomeromycota; Glomeromycetes; Diversisporales; Acaulosporaceae
Source: the annotation of a GenBank genome assembly